This is a messenger RNA of Gongylonema pulchrum, 1662 nucleotides long. NCBI's taxonomy places the organism in Eukaryota, Metazoa, Nematoda, Chromadorea, Rhabditida, Gongylonematidae. The record is from the annotation of a GenBank genome assembly.
AUGCGUCUGAGCAAUAAAUGCAUAGCAGCAGUGGCUGGAGCAUCAGUGCUCUGGAUGUUCAUUAUGGUAGCAUAUUUGGGAUUGCUGGAUGAGCCACAAGGACGAACCUUACGUCAUCCACAUCGUGGUACUAUGCAAAAAACAACUAGCACGGUGCCCCCGAUCUCAAACCGGUCAAUACGUCUUGAGAACAACAAUAACAAGAACAACAACGAUCUAUCGAAACAAAUUCUGGAGGAGCAAUUCUCGCUGAAUAAUGCGCCGAAACAAGAACGUGAUAUGGGUUUCAAGAAAUACGCAUUUAAUCAAUGUUUGAAUGAAAGCUAUGCAGAAGAACUGCCAGCAGCAAGCAUUGUUAUUUGUUAUUAUAACGAAGCACCUUCGGCACUGAUUCGCAUGGUUAAUAGUAUCUUGGACCGGACGCCGUCCAGUCUGAUCCACGAAAUACUACUGGUUGAUGAUCACAGCGAGCCGGGUAUUAACGAACUGGUGAAGAUGCUACGCACGGAGCGAAAUGAGGGACUGAUACGAGCCAGGAUAUUCGGUGCACAGCAUGCUACCGGUGAAGUACUGGUUUUCCUAGACAGUCACUGCGAAGUAAACGAACGUUGGCUGGAACCACUGCUUGAUCGCAUAGCAGCCGAUAGGCAUACAGUGGUUUGUCCGAUCAUUGAUAUCAUCGAUGCGGAUACACUGAAGUACAUCGAGUCGCCGGUCUGCAAAGGUGGUAUGUCCUGGUCGCUAACAUUCAAAUGGGAUUAUUUCCCGGCUUCCUACUUCCACGAGCCGAAGCAGUACAUACGGCCACUGCAAUCGGCCACAAUGGCUGGUGGAUUAUUCGCCAUCGAUAGGAAGUAUUUCCAGGAACUGGGGCAGUACGACCGGGGAAUGGAAAUCUGGGGGGCCGAAAAUGUCGAAAUUUCUUUGAGAAUUUGGAUGUGUGGUGGCCGUCUGGAAAUAAUUCCGUGCAGUCGAGUCGGCCAUAUAUUCCGUCAGCGUCGACCUUACGGGGCAGGAAUUGAUUCGAUGGGUCGUAAUGCUGCUCGUGCGGCCAAUAUCUGGCUCGACGAGUUCCUCGACACUUUUUACGCGACGAGGCCACAAUUGCGUGGUAUUGACAUAGGCGAUAUAUCAGAAAUGAAACAAUUACGUAAAAAACUGCACUGUAAAUCCUUUCUGUGGUACCUUCAAAAUAUCUAUCCAGAAUUAUUGCCAAACAAUCAUCCAACAAUGGCGGAUCUCAAAAAAUCCGAUUUGCUACGGAACAAAAAUGUUACCAAAUAUCGCAUUGCACUGUACAAUACAAGCCUGUGCUUGACGGCCGAGUCAACCAAUGGUCGACUGGUACGAGGAAGCCGCAUUUCCAUCGAGUAUUGUCGUAAAGGAGACCGUCAUCAAAUUUGGCGCUGGACGAAAAUUGGCGAACUCCGUCCGAUGGGCUCUGCGAUGCUCUGCCUCGAUUCGCUGAAGGGGCCACGACUUCUGAAAUGUCACUUGCAAGGAGCUCAUCAGGAGUGGUCACUACUGGGCCGGAAAAUCUAUAAUGCAGCAGUUGGUCAGUGUAUACACGGCGAGAAGGAUUCAUCGAGUGUCAUUCAGAACCGCUUUUGUUCAGUUGCCAGUGAAUGGGAAUUUCGAGCCGACACUGCCCGGAUUAGGUGA